Venturia canescens is the source of this 6075-nucleotide messenger RNA. It is a transcript of the gene Axn, whose product is annotated as axin. The record is from RefSeq and is a predicted model, not a curated record. Gene Ontology annotation, cellular component: beta-catenin destruction complex; plasma membrane; nucleus. The transcript is spliced from 9 exons. NCBI's taxonomy places the organism in Eukaryota, Metazoa, Arthropoda, Insecta, Hymenoptera, Ichneumonidae. Gene Ontology annotation, molecular function: beta-catenin binding; ubiquitin protein ligase binding; protein kinase binding. The coding region runs from base 1533 to 4004 and encodes 823 amino acids. Gene Ontology annotation, biological process: cell development; positive regulation of proteasomal ubiquitin-dependent protein catabolic process; negative regulation of canonical Wnt signaling pathway.
CCGUGGCUGUAGAGAGUGCCGUUCCGCCGUUGGUACUCCUCCGAGGAGUUGCCUCUGUUGUUUCGUCAUAUAUCCUCGAUGUUGUUCGUUUGUCUCGGUGCGACCGCGUUAUUUGUCACAUGUACGACGCGCGAAUCGAGGUAAAGAAAAAAAAAACGCUAACAACCGAGAUUGACACGAGAGUAAAUAAAAAAAACGAAAUAAAGAGGGUUCUCCUGGAAAGCGCGAGAGAGAUGGAGAGUACAGUGUGCGUGAACGUUGGUUAAUAAUAUAUAUGAGAGCGGGCGGGCGGCCGAGUGAGAGUAAGAGCGAGAGAGAGAGAGGAAGAAAAUUGUGAAUGUGCGGGAGCGCGCGGGCGCUGUGCGCUGCGAAAGAGGAAGAAAAAAAACGAGCGUCUUUGGCGUCUCCGUAGUGCGACACGAGAGAAAGAAAGACGAAGAAAAGAAUGAGUGAGAAAUGAGAAAAGUAGGGAAAUAAUCAUAGGUGAGAGAAAAGUUGACUGUCGCUGUUGGCUCAUCUGUUCUCACGUUCGCAAAUAACAUACUCGUGCGCGCACACGCACACGUACACACUGCCAACAUCAAAAGUUACGAUAAUGUUUUACGAACAGAAGGAUCGUGCGUGUUUUCUGUAUCAUGGAAAUAUCGACGGGUUUGAAGAAAGAACUGUUUGAACACUAAUGCCUCGUGUAUUCGGCCUAUCUACGAAACUUAUUGGCUCCCGGAAUACGUCCUUGUUUUUUUUUCUUCCUUUCCUUUACUGUUUCAACGACGCGCCAUGUGCGCGCGGUCUACGACCACCACUACAACGAGCAGUGUAUCCAUCGGUAUUGUAACUAGUGAGGUCGUUGGUGGAGUCGCCGCUGCUGAUUCUGCUUCUGCUGUUGCUGUUGCUGCUGCUGCUGCUGCUGCUGCUCCACGUUGUAGUAGUGGUAGAGCCGGGAAGAUAGAACGAGACGAGAGUUGACAAUCGAGCAUGGGACUCUCGAGUCUCGUUGGAAUAAACCAGCUUGAUAUUUUAGUUUGAGACGGAACGCGGCGGCGACGACGACGAAGACGACGGUGGCGUCGAGUUACGCCAAGGGGUUUUUUAUUUCUUCUCGUUUCGUUUCUUUUUUUUACUUCCCUCGGCAUAAACAAAGUGUAUAAAAGCUCAAGAGAAAGCGGAUAGAGCUCGAGUGUGAAAGGAUUUGCGAGCUACGCGCAGGUCAUCGUCGUCACCGUCGUCAAUCUUCGAAAUCACGAUUGGAAAUUGAAAUAACGUUAAAUACAACUUAAAAUCGAAUACGUGUUUCGAAUAAAUCAUCCUCCAAGCAAAAAAAAACCUCUCUCCGUGCUGUGUGUUUUCUCGGUGUGCUUAACAACUCCAAGUCAGGAGCUCCCUGACCGCGACGACGACGGAGCGAAUAUCGUGUGCCUCGAGUCUGCAUCGCAAGAUCGUCGGGCUUGGAUUAGCCAUGUCAACUAGGAGACGCAGGGGAUCAAAAUUCAGUAUAGACUGGAAAGUAGCAAGCGAGAGCCACGAUAGAUAGGAUGAGCGAGUCUCGUCAUAGCGAAACCCGCUCCUUCAAUGAGAACUCUCCGAGACCACCGGUUCCUGGAGAGGAGACGGGAGGAUAUUACAGCAGACCGCGUCCUCAAAGUCCCGCUCUGACACCGCGACGCUCGUCACUCGCGACGUCCAAGUCAUCUCAAGACUGUUGCGAUGCUUCCGCUCCCCUCGGAUUCGAGCCAGAGGGUUGUUGCGACACCACGACAAUGGGAAGCAACACGCCCCCUGCUUGCCUACAAUGGGCAAGAAAUUUUCAAUAUCUCCUUACGGACGAGGAGGGCCUCAGACUUUUCACGAGGUACCUCGAUCAGGAAGGCGAACCGAUUGCUCGUCCUCUCUACUUCUGGUUCGCCUGUCAGGGACUCAAGGGAGCUCAGGAUCCCGCCACGAUACAACAUCUCGUUAAGGCUAUACACAAAAGGUUCUUCGUCAAAUCGCAGUUAGCGAUAGACGAGGAUGUUAAGAAAGAGGCUCAUCGUAGGGUGAUGGAGGGUCGAGCGGACGACAAAGUUUUCGAAGCCGUCCAAACGGAAGUCGAGAGAGUAAUGGCGGAAACUACGUAUCCGAAUUUUCUCCAAUCGGAUAUGUACCUUCAGUACGUUCAAUCCUGCCAGAAUCCGGAUUCCGGGGGUUGUCCAAGUUCGAGCUCGAGCCGAGAAAUGUCGUUGUCUUGCGGACCGGCACUUUUGCCGACGCUCCAUGAGGACAGCGAGUUUGUCGUUUCGGUGCGGAGCUCGCACUCGGCUGGCGAGACGCCCGUCGAAUCGAGGAGCGAAUUAAGACUGACCAAAAAUGUCCUCAGAGCCACCCAAAUGGCCAGGAUCUUGGACAUACGGCCCGAGUCUGAAGCGUUUGCUGGAAUUUACUUGCAACGUGGAACUAGUCCGUACCAUAUGUCGUCAUCCAGACUGCACGCACCAUAUUCCUCGUACAAUCCAGUGUCCAGACAGGACUCGGAACUCCAGAGCCUGAGCAGCGAUGCCCGUAGCGGUUCUAAUCUUUCUCUCACCGAUUCCUCCGUGGAUGGAAUGUCGAUAGGCGAGCGUAGAAGCAGUAAAAAGCAUUCGAUGAGAAAAUGCCGAGCGAUACCGGAAGAGGCGAUAAUUCCUGAUCCAAUGCCAGAGCGUUACGUAAUACCGCGUACGCAGAGAAUAUCUCGUGAAGCGAUGCAGUCGCAGCCACCGAUGGCAUUCGCCCAGGUGUUGACGACGAAACUGGAGAGCUUGCAGCGAGAAAGAGAGAGUCAAGAAAAACUGGAGAGGCAUCUGCAAGAAACGGCGGCAAAAAGUAUCGAAGAAGCUUCGAUCGCAACUGCCAAAGCUCUUUCGGAUGCUCUUCGAGAGAAAUUUCUUCUCGAGGAUGACAGCGACCAAGCGAUAUUGGAUCAACACGUGUCACGCGUUUGGUCCGAUCCGACACCAUCCAGAUCACCCGAACUCGCAUCGCCUCGACCGCAUUCCCCUGACCGUAGACAACCAACGACUUCUUCGUCCCAUAGUUAUAUGCGGCAGCUCAAACAGAGAAAAGACGUUGUCUCAACUUUUUCCGUUGAUAGUGGAAAUAUUCAAGACUUCGCCGAUGGCAGCGAUUUCAUGGGUGCUGGCUCUGUGAGCUCCUUUGGCUCUCAUUUGCCUAAAUCCAAAUCUGUACCCUCCGAUCAUGCCGACUCGCUUCACAAACAGGAUCUCUAUCUCCAAGGUCACGAGCAACGAUUGCGAAGAUCGGACGUAUUGAGAAGAUCAGCGACGAAAAAAUCCAUGACCGAAUUGACGGACAGCGGAGUUAGCGUCGUCAGUUACACACCACCCGUAGCAACUUGCAAAGACGCUCGUCUCCAAGCGCGAAUCUCCCAGUGCGACAAAAAACUCGAUGUCAAACACGGGAGCUCGCGACACGGGAAAAGUACCCGCAGUGGUUCACUCGAGAGAACGAGCAGGGAAAAAUCGGGAAUUUGUAUUCAUCCCUUCGUCGCCGAUCCUGGAAUGCCACCUUUGCCACCACCCGAACCUGCAACUCAGUUGGAUGAGGCAAAGAGAAGACUGGAAGAGGAAGAAAGAGCACGCGCCGGUAGUCGACAGCGCCAUGCGAGCAUGGCCAAACAGAUUCAUAUGGAAGCGGGAAUGCAAAGUCAGGCGACAAAUUUGACCAAGUUUGCGGCACAAUCUAAUCAGUCAACGCUGCGAAAGAGUAGACAAGACGUCGGAGAUUUUACGACCGCUGUGUUCACCUUUUGCGACGAACCAUUGGCCUACAGAACCAAAAUUCCUGGCCGUAACGUCACGUUGAAACAGUUUAAGGAAUAUUUACCCAAGAAAGGCAACUACCGUUUCUUCUUCAAGACCGAGUGCGAAGAUUUGGAAAUGAAAGAAAUACAAGAGGAGAUAACGGACGACGCGGAAGUAUUGCCGCUCUGGGAGGGCAAAGUAAUGGCCAAAGUCAAGGCUCCCGAGUAAAAAAUGGCGCUAAAUUAGCCGUUGUGUUUUUGCAGCGUUUAAACGAAUUUGUACAGUGUAACCAGAAUAGUUAUUUCGAAUCGAUCAGUAUUCAUCCUGAAAACCGAAGGUUUAUUUUUUAUUUUUCAACGUUCUCCUAUUUUCGUUUCAUCUUGUUUCAAUAAGACUUUCCCUGAUUGAGGCCCACGGGGUAACAAACGUGUCUCGGAGAACAACGUCAAGUGACAAUCGUUGGGCUGACGUUGCGAGAUGAAAAGAAAAAGAAACCGAACACGAAUUUCUUCCGAGGACUUCCCCCUCCCUCCCCCACCCCCCCUCUCUUAAAUCCGUCUGAGACUUUCUUAGUUUUCCAACCGAGUGUACAAAUGCCUGCGUAGUUCAUCGCCUUAACAAGGUCUGCGUAGACCCUAGAAUAUUAUUGUAUAGGAGAGUUAUCGAUGCCUAGGACCGUUAAAAAAAAAAAAAAACCUUUUUCAUUACUUUGUCACGUCAAUUCUGUUGAUAAAAAAAAUCCGUAUUUCUUCCGAAAAGCCGCUUCUUCGGUCUUCCUGUGAAUUCCGCUCUUCUAAGACGCGUUUUUAGUUACGCAUUUAUAAUUUAAUCGAAAAACCUUUCGAAAAAGGUUAUUUCAAUAAAAAUCCUUUUUGCAGCGCGAUUUAAAAGUGUUUUUCUUCAUUAGCAAGAAAGCAAGCAGCACUUUGAAUCGCUACCAAUUAUCGUGUUUUUUCUACUCGCCAAACGAAAUUCUUGUUGCUUUUUUUUAUUACUAAAAGAGAUGUGGUUUUUUUUAACGAUCCUAAUAAAGACAUAACUAGAGCAUAAGAAUGAAUAUCAUAUGUAUAUACGUAUAUUACGUAUGUACGUAAAUAACAUUGUGUAACGAAAAUUAUAAGAGUGCGAAUGAAGCGUAACGGAUUCGUGACUUAUCGUGCCACAAACACACUUCAUCGAAAAUGUAACAUAUAUUGAAACACAGACGAGGAGAACGCAUGCGAAUAAUACACACACACACGAAUACGAGCAGAAUCCGAUACGGUGAAAAAGAGAUUAAAAAACAGAGAAGAAAAAGAAACACGAAGCGAAUGGCCUGAAAAUAAGGAGAAAGAACAGAAAAAAGUAGAAAAAGAAAAUCAUUGAGUAUCGUUUGAGUAACGAGAUGUGUUAAAUACGGGGUGCGGAUAAAAAAUUGUGCCUUUUUAGUGCUGUAAGAUUUUAUUAAUCCUAACUGAAGCCGUAAAGAAUAAUUGGUACGAGAAGAGAAAAAAAAGUAAACAAAAUCAUUGAAAAUCAUCGAGAGGUCAACUCUCGCGAAAGGACCUGAAACACAAAAAAAACCAUUCAGUUGCGAGUCCGGCUGAUGCUCGAAACAUUAUUCCAUUUGAAACUUGUUGAAAUAAAGAGAAGAAAAAAAAAGGAGAAGGAGAAAAGAUUACAACGAGGCGUGGAGAAGGAGAAAUAUAACGAGGAGGCGAUUAUCCAUGCACACAACUUCCAUUGUACCAAUAUAGCAGUCAAUUUCUCAUUGUUCAUGUACAACGAGGCUUGGAAGAUGAACUUUUUGAAAGGGAAAAAAAAUCAUGUGGAAAUCUAUAUAUCGUUAAGACACACGAAUUUUUUGUUCGUCCUAUGAGUUUUAUUAUUUAUGCAGGACAAGCGAGUACAUGGUUUUUAUAUUUCUUUUUUUCCAAAACGUCCCAGUUAUGAUCGAGCUAUUUUGUCGAGUUUUAUCUCGUCCUGCGGACCCGUGAUAAAUUCUUAUUUUAUUUAAACAGGAGAACAAUGCGAUAAGGAAAAUAAAGAUCGCACGACAUUCCCUCGAGGGGAAAAGAAUGAGUAUCACGCAAUUAAAUCCGUUAUUAAUACAAUGGAAUUUUAUCGCCAACUCGAAAAAUUCAUUUAGAUUUUGAAAAAUGUCUUAUUUUUAUUUUUUAAUUUCGUACCGCUUCGCAAUUCAUUACGAUUGAUUAAUGUGACGAAUGUUAAAGUGUUCCUGUACCUAAUUAAUUGAUAAUUAUAAUUAAUGUACAUGAAACGUAUCGAGAAUAAUAAUGAUAUUGCGAUUUUCACUGGA